Molecule: messenger RNA, 579 nt
Organism: Lasiodiplodia theobromae
Lineage: Eukaryota; Fungi; Ascomycota; Dothideomycetes; Botryosphaeriales; Botryosphaeriaceae
Product: Nudix domain protein
Exons: 1
Coding region: 1-579 (192 amino acids)
Source: RefSeq, a predicted model, not a curated record
AUGCCAGCACACGAAUUAUCAGGCCAGGGAGCCGUUUCCUCAGCGCGGGCCUUCACGGUGCCAGAAGAGCUCGCACAUCUGUCCGUCAGUCACCAGGCGUACCUGCAAUGCAAUCCGAAAUACCACCAGCUCGCAGUCGGAGCAUUCGUCUUCGAUGGCAGUCGGCUCCUCCUCGUCCAGCGCAGUACGACAGAGCGAGCCUUUCCCAACGUCUGGGAGGUGCCGGGCGGGUCCGUCGACGCAGAAGAUGAGACGGUGCUGCACGCAGUGGCCCGAGAACUGGAGGAAGAGACAGGGCUCCACGUCACGUCCAUCAAUCACGAGGUCGGCGUGGGAGUGCAGUUUCAGUCGGGGUCGGGGCGGAACUGGCUCAAGCUGGCGUUCGAGGUUGGGGUGGCUGAGCAUGAGAGGACGGCCGAGGCAAUUCCCAUCAGGCUUGAUCCCGUGGAGCAUCAGAACUACUUGUGGGUCGAGGAAGAGGACGUCAGGCGCGGGGAGGUUAAUGGCACUCGACUGGAGUUCAUGUCGGCGGAUCAGCGGGCGCUGGUGCUGGAGGGCUUCAGGCAACGGCGGAGGUAG